AUGUCCACCGUAGUUGAAGACACUUAUCCGCAAACAGAGCUUAAACUGAGUCUCAUGAGCAGAAACAAUCAAACAAACAAAGAAAAAAACUACUCCAACCACAGUAACGCCAUAGACAGCAGAAUUUUACCUGAACCGAUGAAGGAGCCGAAAUUCCGGUGCGAAACGACAGCGCCUAUUGCCAUUUUCACCGGAAAACUGCUGGUGUUGUGCUCAAGUUUUCAUAUCUUCAGAUCUGAGAAGAUUUUGUCGAACCUGUCUCGCUCUACUGUGGAUAUGUUAUCUGGUAACCGGUGUUGCUCAACGAAGUUUUCAGCACAGGCCUCAGAAUAA
Molecule: messenger RNA, 333 nt
Organism: Striga asiatica
Lineage: Eukaryota; Viridiplantae; Streptophyta; Magnoliopsida; Lamiales; Orobanchaceae
Source: the annotation of a GenBank genome assembly